AUGAGAAAUGAUAGCCAAAAAAUACGCGCCCAGCUAUUACCGAAUCCUACUAACAAGCUAUCCCUACGCGACUCGAGGGCACUACUGAAUGAAACAAAAUUGAUCUCCCCGCACCCCAACACCUCCUACACCCUCUCCUGGAUCUGCGCCCUCCCGGAAGAAUAUGACAAUGCCUAUCUACUAGGCAGAAUAGGUGCGCAUAAUGUCGUUCUGGUCUGUCUCCCUGAAGGCCGUAUGGGGACAACUGCCGCCGCAAUCGUAGCGGAGAACUUGUGUCAGACUUUCCGGUCGGUGAAGUAUGGGUUUCUUGUUGGUAUUGGGGGUGGUGUUCCAGGGUUCGGGAGGGAUAUCAGGCUGGGGGAUGUGGUGGUUAGUGUUCCGGGGGGUGGGUGUGGGGGUGUUGUGCAAUAUGAUUACGGUAAGCAUAUCAAUGCACCGCCGGGAAAGUUGUUGGCGAAUGUUACGCUUUUGGGGUGUCUUUCGAGGAAGAAUGUGGGUGAUCAAGGGAAUAUGACGGCUGAUAUCUUGGCGUCGCUGGGGGAGAAGUAUGCGUAUCCUGCCGGGCUGCGGGAUAGGCGGAGGACUAGUGAUUUGCCAGGUGUGCAUUUGGGUACGAUUGCUUCGGGGGAUGGCUUGGUUAUGAAUGCCGAACUUCGGGAUAGGUUGAACGGGGAAUAUGGGAGGUCGAUAUUGUGUUUUGAGUGUGGAUCAGCUGGGGUUAUGAAUAUUUUGCCUUGUUUGGUUGUCAAGGGCAUUGCGGGCUAUGCGGAUUCGCAUAAGUAUGAUGCGUGGAGGCCGCGGGCUAUUGCUGCUGCUUGCAGCUAUGCGAAGGCUUUGAUUUUGCAGAUUCCACCGGAAGAGGUGCCGCAGCAGGAGAAUUCUGUGCAUGUGACAGAUCUGAUCAAAGACCUGCAUGAUGAACUGGGUCAGAUAAAGGCGGCAAUUGAUGGUCUCUGGAGUCUUCAGAAAGGUGAGGUUAUAAAUAGGAGUGUGCUUCCCCUUCGGCAUGCAUAUACAGAACGUCACAACGAUAAUCGCCUGACGACUAUGUGGAGCAGAAGCGUGAGCAUCACCGCAAGCCUCACUAGCAGGCUAGCCUUCCCAUAUCAUAAGUUGAUGCAAGCGAGUCAGUAUCUGAGACAUGGUGUGUCGCUAUUCUUCGACAACGUCAAGCGAUAUAUUGGGUCUAUGCUACCUGACCACUUUCCAAGUCACAGGAGUGCUGGCCCUAGUGCUGGAGCACUCCCUUCCGUACUUUCGUUUCAAGGAUGGGGGUGGCAUCUCAUUGCAGAGCCGCAUUUGUGGAUGUCCUCGUGA
Aspergillus vadensis CBS 113365 is the source of this 1317-nucleotide messenger RNA. RefSeq names its product purine and uridine phosphorylase. NCBI's taxonomy places the organism in Eukaryota, Fungi, Ascomycota, Eurotiomycetes, Eurotiales, Aspergillaceae. Gene Ontology annotation, biological process: nucleoside metabolic process. The transcript is spliced from 7 exons. Gene Ontology annotation, molecular function: catalytic activity. The record is from RefSeq and is a predicted model, not a curated record. The coding region runs from base 1 to 1317 and encodes 438 amino acids.